Cotesia congregata is the source of this 1143-nucleotide messenger RNA. NCBI's taxonomy places the organism in Eukaryota, Metazoa, Arthropoda, Insecta, Hymenoptera, Braconidae. The record is from the annotation of a GenBank genome assembly.
AUGGAAACUGAAUCCUUACCAACAACAUAUACAUGCAUAACAUGUCGAGUAGCAUUCAAGGAUCCCGAGAUCCAACGUCAGCACUACAAGACCGAUUGGCAUCGCUACAAUUUAAAGCGUAAAGUUGCAGAAUUACCUCCAGUUACUGCUGAAAACUUCCAGACAAAGCGGGUGGAGGAUGCUGCAGUAUCAGAGCAAGCAAACUGUAAAGCUUGUCACAAGACAUUCAACACCGCUAACCAGUACGAGAAUCACUUGAUGUCCAAGAAGCACAAGGAAAAAUCUUUAAAGAACGAUAAUCUUCCACGCGAUGAUUCAGAGUAUGUAAAACCCGUAUCUCCGAAAUCUGCAAACAAAUCAUUGAAUUCUCCAGAAAAGGAUGACGAGAUAGCAUCUUCCCUGAACGUUGAAAUGGACUCUGACGUCGAGUCCAUGGACUCCGACGACUGGAACGAAGACACCGAGAACCCGGUGAAGAACAACUGCUGUCUGUUCUGCAAGCAUCACAGUAAGUCGAUUAUAAAGAACCUGAAGCACAUGAACGAGUCCCACGGAUUCUUCAUCCCUGACCCGGAGUACUGCAUCGACGUCAGAGGGCUGCUGGCUUACUUAGGUGAGAAGAUUUUCGCCGGGUACAUGUGCAUCUGGUGCAACGACCGCGGGCGGGCUUUCCAGAGCGCAGAGGCCGCUCGUGGACACAUGCUGGACAAGAGCCACUGCAAGAUGCUCCAUGAGGGAGAGGCCCUCGCUGAAUACUCUGACUGGUAUGACUACUCUUCAAGUUACCCAGAUGCAGAAGACCAUGACCCGGAUGAUGAUGUUGAAGACGUUCCUGACUAUGAUGACACUGACUACCAGCUGGUCUUGCCCUCAGGCAAUGUCAUUGGACACCGAUCACUCAUGAGAUACUACAAGCAGAACUUGGACCCCAACCGCCAGCUCGCUAUUCCCAAGAACGAAAAACUGAGACGCGUUUUGUGUCAGUAUCGCGCUAUUGGAUGGUCCGAGACCCAGAAGGUUGAGGUCGCUAAGAAAAUCAGAGAUAUCAGAUUCAUGCAACGGGUUCAGUCCAAGUAUGAGAUGAAGUUGAAGGUCAAGGCUAAUAAAUUCCAGCCGCAUUUCCGUCAACAAGUUAAUUAUUAA